Messenger RNA from Oncorhynchus nerka (sockeye salmon), 4929 nucleotides. Its product is annotated as NT-3 growth factor receptor-like. NCBI's taxonomy places the organism in Eukaryota, Metazoa, Chordata, Actinopteri, Salmoniformes, Salmonidae. Gene Ontology annotation, cellular component: plasma membrane; axon; signaling receptor complex. The record is from RefSeq and is a predicted model, not a curated record. Gene Ontology annotation, molecular function: neurotrophin binding; transmembrane receptor protein tyrosine kinase activity; ATP binding. Gene Ontology annotation, biological process: cell surface receptor protein tyrosine kinase signaling pathway; positive regulation of neuron projection development; protein phosphorylation. The transcript has 20 exons. Bases 1 to 2820 code for a protein of 939 amino acids.
AUGAAGACGGGGGUGGAGGAAGAGAUGCAGCUUGACGAAAUUGGAGCGGUGGAUCCUGAUGCCUGUGUGGGCGGUUGCUCUAGAAUGUUGGCGGUGUGCGUAGAGAAGGUUACUGAGUUCCCUUUGGCCAUCUCUCACCUCACUCCCACGGCCCAAGCUGUUCUAGCCGUAGUGAAUAUCUACAAAAAGCUGACUACAGUGAUAAAGUUCUAUAAGGAACAUGGUGAGGUUCAAAGGAAGAUGAGGUGUGGUGGUCGUCUUGCUAGCAAACUGUUGCUGUCCUACAAAGAAAUUAAGCGAAUCGUCCAGUAUGUCAACAACUUUGCCGAUGUCCACGAGAUGCCGCUCCUAGGAUGGAUCCCUGGAUUUAAGAAGGAAGACAUACAGUCGCUACCGACAUUUGAAACCAAGUCCUUUAUAUGCACGUCAGAUGAGGCAGUGUUCCUCAGUGUUCCUCUGACAGCCAAGGCCACUGACAGGGUCCCACUGACACUGGGGGUGGAAAGCGCUGUGGCCACUGACACAGGGAGGGAGAUAGGAGAGGGGGAGAGGGUGAAGUCUGGGGUGCAGGGAGGGGAUCCUAAGGGACAGGCUGGAGACUGCUGCUCCUUUAGAGCAAGGCAGCAGAGGGAACAGGUCAGGGACAGGCAGCCAGAGAAGCAGCAGUCCCCAGCUCCCCAGGGCCAGAUGAGUGAGAUGGUUCUGGGUUGGAGAGGGCUUGGAAACUUAUCGAAGAAUCCUCUGACCACAUUAUCAUGGCAACUCUUCCAGAAUCUUCAACUCUUCGAGCUGAGGCUGGAAGAAGUGGUGUUUGAGUGUGGCUGUGAUAUCCGCUGGAUCCAGCUAUGGCAGCAGCGAGGGGAGGCUGGCCUGCACACCCAGCUGUUAUUCUGCAACAACGGAGCCUCCAAGAUCCCUCUCCAAGCUAUGAAUAUCUCCCUCUGUGACUUGCCGGACAUUAGUGUGACCCACUAUAAUCUCACAGUGAUUGAGGGGGACAGAGUCACCGUCACCUGUAAUGGAUCUGGAUCCCCCCUCCCUGAGGUGGACUGGACCGUCAAUGACCUCCACUCCAUCAACACUCACCAGUCCAACGUGUACUGGCCCAAUGUCCACUCCAUCAACCUGACCCUGGUCAACGUGAGCCGUGAUGACAACUUCUACAUGCUGACCUGUAUAGCAGAGAACAAAGUGGGGAUGGCCAACGCCUCCAUCCAGCUCACUGUCCAUUUCCCCCCCACCAUCCUGAAGCUAGACGAGCCCGAGCGUCGCCAUGAAACCUGCAUAGAGUUCACAGUGCGCGGUAACCCCCAGCCUACCCUGCGCUGGUUCCACCGGGACAAGGAGAUCCCCCCCAGUGAUUACAUCCGCACUGAGAUGGAUACCUACCAGGACUACCUAGAGGGAUGCCUCAACUUCAAGGACCCCACGCACCACAACAACGGCAACUACACUCUGGAAGCUAGCAACUUCCUAGGAGUCACCACCAAGACAGUGUAUGGACACUUCCUCAACGCCCCGUUUUCAGACGAUUAUGGUGAUUAUGGGACUCCAACACCGACCAUCACAGUAACACACAGGCCUGAGGAAGACACAUUCGGGGUGUCUAUUGCUGUGGGCCUUGCUGGAUUUGCCUGUGUCCUUCUCGUUGUCCUGUUUGUUCUCAUCAACAAAUAUGGCCGACGUUCGAAGUUUGGAAUGAAAGGACCAGUAGCAGUGAUCAGUGGUGAGGAGGACUCGGCCAGUCCCCUGCACCAUGUCAACCAUGGCAUCAUCACCCCCUGUACCCUUGACGCUGGACCAGACGCUGUGGUCAUCGGGAUGACCCGUAUCCCUGUCAUUGAGAACCCGCAGUACUUCAGACACGGACACAACUGUAACAAGCCUGCUACCUACGUACAGCACAUAAAGCGUCGGGACAUCAUUCUGAAGCGGGAGCUGGGAGAGGGGGCCUUUGGGAAGGUGUUUCUGGCAGAGUGCUAUAACCUCAGCCCUACCAAGGACAAGAUGCUGGUGGCUGUCAAGACGCUGAAGGACCCCACCCUUGUAUUUUCUCAGACGCUGAAGGACCCCACCCUUGCAGCGAGAAAAGAUUUCCAGAGGGAAGCGGAACUAUUGACCAACCUGCAGCACGAGCACAUUGUCAAGUUCUACGGCGUGUGUGUUGAUGGAGACCCCCUCAUCAUGGUCUUUGAGUACAUGAAGCACGGGGACCUCAACAAGUUUCUCAGAGCCCAUGGGCCCGACGCUAUGAUCCUGGUUGACGGACAGCCCCUGCAGACCAAUGGGGAGCUGGGCCUGUCUCAGAUGCUGCACAUUGCCACUCAGAUCGCCGCGGGGAUGAUGUACCUGGCCUCCCAGCACUUUGUGCACCGUGAUUUAGCCACUCGGAACUGCCUGGUGGGCAACGGCCUGCUGGUGAAGAUUGGUGACUUUGGAAUGUCCAGGGACAUCUACAGCACAGACUACUACAGGGUGGGGGGCCACACCAUGCUGCCCAUCCGUUGGAUGCCCCCUGAGAGCAUCAUGUACAGGAAGUUCACUACAGAGAGCGACGUGUGGAGCUUUGGUGUGAUCCUCUGGGAGAUCUUCACCUACGGGAAGCAGCCAUGGUUUCAACUGGCCAACAAUGAGGUCAUCGAGUGUAUUACGCAAGGACGGGUUUUGGAGAGGCCACGAGUUUGUCCCAAGGAGGUGUAUGACAUCAUGUUGGGUUGCUGGCAGAGGGAGCCCCAGCAGAGGCUGAACAUCAAGGAUAUCCAGAAAAUCCUCUAUGCCUUGGGCAAAGCCACGCCUGUCUACCUGGACAUCCUGGGCUAGUGUACGUUGGGGUUUGUCUAUCUGUCUGUUUUUCUGUCUGUCUCUACCCAACAGAUGAACAAAACCCCAGGAAUAACCCAAACAACGAGCACCUUAUUGCUCCACUGUCAAACACCUACAAAAUGGGGAUGGACUUAAGUGCCUGCUACUCCUUUCGAUACACUGGAUAACAGUAUUUAAAAAAGCACUUUUACAUUUUGUUUACCUGCAUUUAAAAUUGUACAGUUACUGAAUACUGUAUGAAGAGGACAUUAUUUCUUUUUUUGGUAAAAACAGCCUACUUAAAGUAUUACACACACAAAAAAAAAAAAAAUGCUAGAAAAUGACUCAAUUACAAAAAGUACACAGAAAAAAAAGCUGAAAACCCUGGAAAAAUGGUUUGCUUUUGGUAUCCUGACAGCUUGACAGAAGAUCAAACUCCCAGGUGAUUUUCUUUUUCAUUUUAUAAAUAUAUAUUAUAUAUAUUUUUUAUUUAUUUUUAUUUUCAAAGUGUGGAUAUCUGCCAUGUUUCUUGCUAAGGGUACUGUAUGUCACCUGUUGGAGAUGACCUCUUGUUAUUGGCAAGUCAGACAAUUGGCAGGGACUUUUUGAAGAAAGCCUUACUGCACUCCGAUUGGCUGGAUCUAUUCUCUGACUCUGGAUCCGACAAGGCGAUUGGCUACUGAGAGGAAACAGCUUUUCAUUGAGAUGUGGAACUCAUAGGGAAGACAGAGCCAACAAUCAACACAGUCAUCUUAAUUUAAAAUUGAAUGUAUAUACUGUAAAUUUCUAUGUCACAAAAAUAUGUUAACUUAUUUCAUUUCCUAUUUAGAUUAUUUUAGUUUCUUGGUGUGUUGUAAUGGUGAGUGAAUCCUAUAGAUAUUUUGAUAAUCUUUCAUUUGUGUUACUAUUUUCUUCACCUGGUCAGUGUGUUGUUUCUGUUGCUUUUAAUGAAUUUAAUUGUCUUAUCAUUUGAUUUGGAUAUUUGAUUACAAUGUGACCUUACGAGUCAGGAUGUUAGGUUGAGACAUGAACAGGAAGUAGACUGUCAGUAGCGUAAUCAUGAUGUGAGCUUAGACAGACUGAGCAGGAUGCAUACAGUUACAGUAUGAAUUCAUGAUGAUCUUACAUAGCGCCCCCACUUCCCCUCAUUCCAGCUCACUGUUGUUCUUUCAGUGUAAUCUAGUCUUAGAUUUGCUCUCAGCCCCACAUUCUGUGUCACCAUGUAUCUCAUGUACAUCUAGCCAGAGCAAAGAGCUAUAGCUAUGAUAUAGCAUUAUAAGCUGUCACUGGCUGUGUUCUGAAAAUGACAUUUAUAUGGCAUUGUAUUAUACUUCAUCUUGUUUUCCUGGUUGUGGAUAAUGUUAUUCUACUGCCUUCAGAUAGUCAUGACUCUGAUGUUUCAAUUUCUGCAGUUUAUACAGGAAAUGUGCUACUAGACACUAUACAUUCAUAUAAUAGUAGUAACUGCCUCUCAUUUCCAUUCUCUGUACACGUACAUUCAAGUUAAAGCAUUAUUGUAAUGCAGGCUUGAGAAUGUUUUCUUCUCUCAAUGUGCGCAAGAUUUCUGCAAACGAUCCUUUAUCUUUCUCAGCUCUCCCAAUGUUAAACAAUAGCAAACAUGGCAGACCACAGUGACGUGAAUUAUUCAUUACGUAUUAGUGAUGGAGCACUCUGUAGCUAUGGGGGCUGUUUGGAACAUUACGCUGUGAUGACAAACACUGGGGCUUUGGGAGAAAGUGCUCCUCUCUCACGCUCACUCUCUCUACCUCCCUCUCUAUCGCUCGCUCUCCCUUUCGCUCUCCUUCUCUCGCUCUCCUUCGCGCUCUCUCCUCUUGCUUACGCUGAGUAAUGUAAUCAUUCAAGGUUGUGUUUAGUCUCAAUAACACCCCAAUGAUAAAUCCAUAAUUAUUUAAUGCUGAGCCAAACUGGCACCAUGUUUUGCCUAUCUGCAUUUUUUUUAACAAGGUGAUAUAUUAUUAUGUGAUCAAUUUCAUAUUAACGUUUAUGUACAGAAUCAUUUGCCUACUUCAACAAAAAUGUAUUUUAAAAGCUUCAAUAUGAAUUAUCUGGUCAAACUUACAAAUACUGUACUUUUCUUUCAAAUUAAAAGUUCCUUCACGUUAGAAU